Cuscuta campestris is the source of this 1965-nucleotide messenger RNA. NCBI's taxonomy places the organism in Eukaryota, Viridiplantae, Streptophyta, Magnoliopsida, Solanales, Convolvulaceae. The record is from the annotation of a GenBank genome assembly.
GUUAUAUCACCUACCCAUCCCCCCCACCCCAAAAAAAAAAAAACGGAGUAUUUAUUCCAUUUUCCCAUUAAACGAAUUGAAGAACAAAAGAAAUAAGAAUGUGCCCAACAGAAGCAACUGGUGUCAUGACACCACCAUGCACCCACAACAGCAAGUUUACGCAUAGGAUGAUCUUGAAAACUAUACUCGAGCAUAGCGAUGGCGGAAUGGGACUUAUCGGACAAAAGGCGGUGAUCGGAGGGUGGGUUACCUUCUCCAGGGAGUGGAGGAAGCCUAUCUCGUCUCCCGACGAGUUGGAUCCUCAUGUGCCAAUAUUCUCCGUUCUCCAAGUAAAUGACGGCUCGUCUCCUAAGAGGCUUCAGGUAUUGGUGGACUCGAGGCUAGAGAGUCCGGGCAAAGUGAUGCCGACGGGAACGUGCAUAUUAGUAGAAGGGAUAUUGCAGAAGGCGUCAUUGCAGGGAGGGAGACAAGUGCAAGAAAUAGAACUGGUGGCGACUGAAGUUUUGAACCUGGGGACUGUUGAGAAGAAUGACAAUCCACUGGCAAAGAGAUGCAUGCCUCUUCAGUUGCUCAGGGAUUAUCCUCAUUUACGAACCCGGACGGAACCGAUGGGAUCUGUUAGACGACUACAUGAUUCAGCAUUUCGGGCACUGACCGCCUUUUUCCAAGACAACGGGUUUCUGCACGUGCAACUGCCCGUAAUUCAUAGCUCACACAACGGAUUCACCUACGGAAAAUUUCAAGUCAUUGUUGCAGAAAAUAAGGAUACUAAUAACAAGAGAGAUGAUGAGGAAAAGGAAGAUGUUGGGGUUUCAAACUGCAAAUGCAAUGAAGAAAAUAAUGAUAAUAACAAUAAUAAAGAUAUGAAAGAAGGAGAUGAUGAGCAUAAUUCAUCACAAGCAGAAGACAAAGGAAAAGAACUUGUAGGCGAUUCAGACAACAACGCACAAGAUGACAUAAUUAAUCAUGUGGUGACCAAAGAUUUCUUUCCAGAUGAGCCCGUGUAUCUGACUGCUCACGCACGUCUUCAUCUAGAGAGUCAGGCAUGUGCAUUGGGCAAUGUUUACACCUAUGGUCCCAGGUUUCAAGCCCAUAAAUGGACAGCUUUGAUGACAUCAGUAGAGAUGUGGAUGGUUGAGGCACAAAUGGCUUUCACCCGAAUGGAGGAUGUCAUGGACUGUGCAUAUGACCUGUUGAAGUUUAUAUGCAAGUGGGUUGUAGACAAGUCCAUUGAGGAUGUGAAACAUCUUUCGAAACCAACCGGCACAACUUUUGUAGGGUGGCUGCAGUCCAUCACAACGCGCCCCUUCAAAAAACUUUCUUAUGACAAAGCUAUCCUUGUUCUAAAUACGAUCCUCACUGAAAACGAAUAUCCAUACCCCACUCUAAAAUGGGGUCAUCCAAUACUCGACGGAUACGCAAAGUUUCUGGUUUCCACAGUGUAUAAGAGGCCAGUCAUUAUAUAUGACCAUCCAAAACAAGUGAAACCCUUUUAUGUGCGCCUCAAUGAUGAUGCCAAAACAGUUGCAUCCUUUGAUAUAUAUUUUGAGGGUGGAAAUGUAGUGAACGGAUAUCAAAGUGAGGAACGUUUGGAUGUUCUUAUCGCCAGGAUAGAGGAACUUGGGGUGUCCAAAAAAGAGUAUGAAUGGUACUUAGAUCUAUGCAGGCAUGGGAAUACAAGCAAUAACUCGGGUUUCACUCUAAUGCUUGACGCUCUUGUUCUCUCUCUAUGUGGUUUCAAUGAUGUCAGAGAUGUUGUUCCAUUCCCCCAAUGUCCAAAGGCCAACUAGCUAGAGAUUAAUUAUUGAACAUUAUUAUUAAUUAUCAAUGCCUGGGUGGCCACUCUAGCUAUUAUUAUCAUCAUAUCAUAUGUAUGAAAAUUACUGCACCAACCAGCGACACACCUAAAUACAUUGUGUGUGUAUAUUACUAUAUUAAUAAUAACAGUAAAAAGCAUAGCCAUGU